UAAAGUAUGUGGUUGGUACCUAGCUGCUUGCUAGGCAGGGAGAUGAAAAGUGAGAGUGGAGAGGGGAAACAGAGAAUCCAAAAUGUCAGCUUCCAUGCGGGAACAAUUUCGUGCUUCUGUCGAAAGAGUUUUAAAUAGUUGGACAGUUCUUAAAUUGGCAGUAAGCCAUGGUUUUGGUGGAGCUGAUAGCGAGGCCAAAGCAGAAUGGUUGGUGUUUGCUGUAGAUCAGUGGUUUGCAGAAAAUGCAAACAUUGACCCGUAUGAAGUCGAGGAUUUUCUGGAAGAUGUUCUGAACACAGAAUUUGAUACUAUAGUUGAUGAUGGAAGUCUUCCACAGAUUGCUCAGAUGAUAUGUGGGUUUUACAAGUUGUGUCAGGAUGGAAAUGAGGCCCAGUUGCAAGAGAGACUUGGCAAAUUGCCAAAACCAGCUGUACAGAACUGUCAGCAAGUAUCAGGGGCAAAUGGUGCUGUGGAUAGUGACAGUGAUGUAGAGGAUCCUGCAGAAAAUGGUAUCGACCCCGGCCCUCCACCUCUUGUUCAGCCGGCACAAUCUUCUACACCACCUGCUGCUAAUAAUGAAAAUCAAGAUUCUAUGGAAAUGGAAGUUACAGAAGACGAUGGCUGGACAACAGUUGGGAAGAAGGGAAAAAGAAGAUGACAUUGUUUGUUCACAGUUACAUUUUAAAUAAAUUAUAUACAAAUUA
Molecule: messenger RNA, 704 nt
Organism: Mercenaria mercenaria
Lineage: Eukaryota; Metazoa; Mollusca; Bivalvia; Venerida; Veneridae
Product: pre-rRNA-processing protein TSR2 homolog
Exons: 6
Coding region: 83-658 (191 amino acids)
Biological process (GO): maturation of SSU-rRNA from tricistronic rRNA transcript (SSU-rRNA, 5.8S rRNA, LSU-rRNA)
Cellular component (GO): nucleus
Source: RefSeq, a predicted model, not a curated record